Messenger RNA from Manacus vitellinus (golden-collared manakin), 4037 nucleotides. RefSeq names its product GPRIN family member 3 (gene GPRIN3). Lineage: Eukaryota; Metazoa; Chordata; Aves; Passeriformes; Pipridae. The record is from RefSeq and is a predicted model, not a curated record. Gene Ontology annotation, biological process: neuron projection development. The coding region runs from base 78 to 2459 and encodes 793 amino acids. Gene Ontology annotation, cellular component: plasma membrane. The transcript has a single exon.
UUCACAGGAAACCCAUCACCAACAGCAAGAAAACUCCAAGGACAAGUUGAACGCAAACAACGUCUCGGAGACAGUCCAUGGGGACUGUACCAGAUCCUCUGAGAUCUGCCAAGCUUUCCGUGGUCUCAGCUUCUGCAGAGGAAGAGCACCUGGGAGACCUGCAGUCUGCUAAGCACCAGCCCCAACUACCCAGUGGCCAGAGGACCAGCAAUGGCUUCCCUUGCACACCAUCCAGCUCAGCUGCAGUUUGCUUGUCUGACCUGAAAUGCACAGGUGCUGCCGGCACUCAGGGGUGUGAGCAGUGCCACAAGGACAAUGAGAGCCGGCAGGAAGCCUUUCCUCCUGGGCUUGCCAGCACAGCUGCAGAGGGGCAUCCUGCAGCUGUAAAUCCUGCUGGUUGCUCCCAGCCAGCGGGCAGCCGAACACCAGCAGCACCAACCCUUCCUGCAGCAGGAGCCCUCUUGGCAGGGCAAGGGCCAGAGAUGAUGCCAGCCCCCCAGAGCUCCCGGCAGUUCGUGCAAGGAAGCCAGGUGAAAACGAGCUCCCUGACACAAAUAGAUGACUCUGCCUUGAAACCUCAGGGGACCAAUGAUCAGCCGGCACUUGAGGUGUUAAAUUAUUCUUCCCCAGGUGAUCCUGUCAGGGGUGAUGAAUCCUGUCAUACUUCUCAGGCAAACCUUCUGCAAAGAGGGGAAAAAGACAGGGGAGCAGAAAAAACCGGUUCUGCUGCAUGUCAGUCAGCCUUGCCAGCAAGGCAAACCGAAACUGACCUGGGGAGAGACCCACAGACCAGUUUGGAGGCGAAGAGCGGGCCUGCAGACUUGGCGCAGUUGCAGCCCACAGAUAAAGCUGAAGCGGCGCAGAGCAACAAGGCACCAGCCCAGUUCAGCCACAGGAGUCCACAUCUUGUACACAACACAGACCCCAGGCCAGGAAGUCCAGGUCCCACCCAGCUCUCCAAAUUCAGAGAAACAGGUACAAUGACCGUUCAGCCAGAGAGCAGCUGUUUGACUCAGGAAGCUGAAAGUAGGACAUGGCGAGAUGCUGAGGUUCAGGCUGUGGCUGCCGUGGAGAGCAAAUCAGCUUCCACCAGUCCCAGCAUCCUUGUUGCCUUCUUGAAAGGAAAUCCUCCUCCAGAGGAGAAGGAAGAACUGCACAUAAUUUACCAAGGAGGUAUGGGGCUGAGCCAGGCUGAACGUACUGACAGUUUAUCCCCACCACAAAAGUCCCCGUGUUCUCUUGGUAUCACAUCAAAAUCGACUGUUAUGGCUGUGACUGCUUCAGCCCAAACCCAGCCUGUCAAACUGCCUGGGGUGCCGUCUGACAUGGUGUCUCCAGUGUCAGCAGAUAAUGCAAAACCUGUUGUCCCCUUCUCCCCUGCAGCCGUUACCUCCCAAGGGACACCUGUGCGUAAUGCUGGAAUGACCAGUGAAGCCCAUGAUGGCAAGGAUGCUGCUCAGCUGCCAGUGGAUGCUCCAGUCCCACCAAAGCCUGUCCCAGUCGAGCAGCUUGCUCUUGACUCCAGCAAUCAAACUCCAUCACAGUCUGGGACUGGCACUGAUGAACCAAGCAACACUUCCCCUGAUGCUGUCCCAGGAACCGAGAACAACGGGCGAGAUCUUGUCCGUGUUGCAGGAAGCAGCCCGUUAGCUUUACUCUGUAGCACAGACAGUGAAGUCAAGCAGAAGGAGGUCCCAGGUAGCUCUGAGCAAAAGCCUGCGCAAAGUAAGGGUGCAGGUCAAGGGGAGGCCAUUCCUUAUCAAUCUGUGGUAAAACCAAAGGAAGAAAACUCAAUGGUGCUUGAUCCUAAAGGAGGGAUGAACGUUAGCAGCCAGCCUACCACUGUCCAUGUAAAGGCGUGCUUGGAGGAUGUAGGUGAGAAGGAGAGCAGAGGCCAGGGAGACACUGGCCAGUCUCAGACAGCCAGCAGCCAGAACCUGCAGGCAGGACUGACACCUAAGUUGAGUGGGAGUUCUCCAGGUCUUGCCCAUCCUGUGGCGGCAUCUGCAGCUCUCCAGCAGCAAGGCUUCCAGGCCAGGGAGUGCAGACACGAGCUUCACACAGCAGCAAUUCCUGCUUCAGCUCAGGCCUUGCCAAACCUGGGGGAAAACAAAAAGCAGCACACCCCAGCCAUGGAGGCAAAAGUGCAAGUGAAGCAGUCCAAACACGUCAGGGAUGUUGUUUGGGACGAGCAGGGAAUGACAUGGGAAGUUUACGGUGCUUCCCUUGAUCCAGAAUCCCUGGGAAUUGCCAUCCAGAACCACUUACAGAGACAAAUACGGGAACAUGAGAAACUGAUCCGGGCCCAGAACAGUCAGACACGGAAAUCCAUUUCCUCGGAUACAUCCUCAAAUAAAAAACUGAAAGGGAGGCAGCACAACAUGUUCCAGUCCAUGCUGCAGAAUUUUAGGCGUCCUAACUGCUGUGUCCGACCUGCUCCCUCUUCUGUGUUAGACUGACGUGGUUUGCAGGGGUGUCUGGAUCUCUGCAGUGGUAGAGAGAAUCCCUCUCCUCAAGUCUCAAGUCCUGCUGUUCGGUUGUGUUACUGAGGUUGUGAUGCAGCAACAGUGGAAAAUUAUUCCCCUUUGUUUUCUGACUAGCCACAUGCUCCAUCGUGCCAUUAUUAUUGUCACAGCUGGUGUACUCCCACAUUAUGUCCCCAUCCCAACUACUGUCAGAUGAAAAGCUAGGCACUUAGCAAAAGCACAAAUUUCAAUUGCCACCUUGUUGCAGGGAGAGCAUCACCUUCUGUUAAAGUAGGAAGCAGAGAGAUUAUCAGAAUUAUUAUGGGAAAUUAUUUGUGUGCAUCAUGAGGUCUUAUACAAAGGGGUGGACUGGGGGAAGCUGAGGGAGGUGGAACUAAGGUUUAACAGCUGUCAAGAUAUAACACAAGACAACUUUCCUGGUGUGUAAGUUACCUACGCUGAGGCAAAUCCAUGAACAGGCUAUGGACAUUGAUCACUGAGCAGUCUCACUUCUGCUCAUACUGUGGGUCACUGUUUUCAGGUUAGCCCCAGGGAGCCAGGUCUUCCCCUCCUGUUGAAAUGGAGAAUGAGGAAAAGAGUGAGGAUCAAGACUGAAGGACUGUCUCUUUGGGAGAAGCUAAAUCAAUGGGAUUUUGAUGGCCAGAAGGGGAGGUGAAAGAGGGGCUUUUUGUCCCCUGCAUCAGCCAUGCUUAAUGUAUAAGCAGGUGAGGCACAGGAGAGCACAUUGGUAAAUGUACCUGCAUCCAGUGGGAUGGUGCCUGCUGGGGUGUUCCUGCCAAGUCUUUCAAAAGCAGUGAGCCCAUUCUGGCUCCUCAGCUGGGGUGGGCAGCCCCUGCUCCCCGCCUCCCACGGUGCUGAGCACCUCUCCUCUAAAUCACUCUUUAAAGUGAUGUGGAUCUUUCUUCUCUCUCCAGAGAUGUUCUCCCAUACGAGCAGGCUGUCCUGUCCAUGAGCCUCCAUGUCUAGUGUGGGUCUUUUUCCCUUUUAAGUCCUUAGCAAACUCUACUUUUCAGUAUUUUGGUGCUUUUCUUGCUGCCUUUCAUAAAACCAAUACCAUUUAUUUAGCCUGUGUGUAUUUUGUUUUACCUAACACUCUCUAUAUUAUAAACCAUUAUAUUGUUAACUUGAAAAAUUUACUUUAUAGCAGUACUGAAAUCUUGAGACAAUCUUUGCUGUAUUUCUGAAGUUAGAAAAGUUAUAGAAACUGCUAAUAAAAAGUAGCUUAGUGACUGUUUCUCCAGAAUUGUGAUAUACAAUAAUGUCUCAAAUGUAUGUUGGUCACAUUUCUCAACAUAAUAUUUUUCAGCCUGGGAAAUAUGUUUCCCACUAGCUUUUUAUUCUGUCCACUAGAGUUCUUAAUGGGAGGCUGGGGAACUCCUGCAGUUUGUAGGAAAUUUAGUUAUCAAUCCUGCAAAGCACUGAGGAUUUGGAUGCUGUAAUCCUGCAGAGUACAAGAGUUAAAUAGGAGUUACUUUUAUUCCAUUAAAGAUUUUUCAUGAAUCAUGAUGAUAAUUUUUUUUUCCAUCUGUAGUACCACAUGCCUGACUUACU